GCGGCAGGAAGUGGAGCGACCCAGCCCAACCUGCGGAGGCCUGGGUCCCAUACAGCCCCCCGCGCCCGCCCCCGCGGGGGUGGGGCUGCGUAGGGCACCAAAAUGGCCAGGGAGGGCCCUGGCCCCAGGGGCGGGGAACCACUGGAGCAGAAUAUCCUGUUACAAGAAUUCGCAGCUGCUGGUUCUGUUCUAGGCUGGUUUCUAAUUUCUGCUACCUGCUAAGGACACAGGCCUGAGAUUUAGGUUAUUCUUAACCACACGAACCACUACCCGGUCCUGGAGCUUUGAACCGCCUCUGUUUCGGAGACGCUACAGGGCUCCUGUGAGUUCUGUUUCAACAGCAAAGUUCAGCAAAAACAAAUGAGCAGAGAGAGCGAGACAAAAACAAAACCCAAAAACCUAAUCCCAUCCCCUAGGUCCUGGUAACGGGCCCGGGGCGGCCCGGGGGCUGGGGCUUGACUCUCCCUGAAUUCUAAAGAGUGAAGCUCGAGACCCCCACUUCUGCAAAUGGGGGUGGGGAAGUGGUGAUAGAAUUAGCAUAUUCCAAUCCUAUUGGCUCGUUCCCGAGCUGUUUUACAUAGGGCCGCCUCUUCCCCACUCCCUUCUCCGGCAGGCUGGGUUUUGCGGCGUAGGGCUGCCUGCUAGUGCAGUGCAGGGAUCGGCGCGGGAGGCUGGCGGCGGCGGGGAGAAGGGAACAUUUAAACACUUUUAUUUUUCCGGUGUUCUUCCGCCGCCCGGCUGGGAGCGGGGCUGCCGAGCCCCUCCGCAGAGCUGAGCCGGCGCGUGGGCCGGGAAGAGGCUUUGGAAGGCGCAGGAAAGUGGCCAGCGGGCUCUGUCGUGUCUUUCCAUUCCCACUCUGGUUUCCUGCGGGUGCAGCAUGAAGUGCAGCUAUGGCAAGGCGAGGUAAGACAGUGGUGAGGACGCUGGAAGAUUUGACCCUGGAUUCUGGUUAUGGUGGUGCUGCGGACUCAGUCCGGUCCUCCAACUUGUCUCUGUGCUGUUCGGAUUCCCACCCGGCUUACCCCUAUGGAGGAAACUGCUGGCAGCAUCUAGCUGACUCCAUGCACAGUAGGCACAACAGCUUUGACACUGUCAACACGGUCCUAGUGGAAGACUCCGAGGUGCUGGACUGCUCGGGGCAGCAGUGCUCCAGGCUGCUGCCUGACCUUGAGGAGGUUCCCUGGACUCUGGAGGAGGUGGAGGCGCUGCUCCUGCUGCGGCACAGGGAGCCCCGCGGCCCGGCGGCCACCCCCGCCAGAGAUGCCCUGGCCAAGCUCUCCACCUUGGUCAGCCGGGCGCUGAUCCGGAUCGCCAAGGAGGCUCAGCGGCUGAGCCUGCGGUUUGCCAAAUGCACCAAGUACGAGAUCCAGAGCGCCAUGGAGAUCGUCCUGGACUGGACGCUGGCCUCCAGCUGCACGGCGGCCGCCCUGGGCGCCCUCUCCCUCUACAACAUGAGCAGCAGCGGCGGGGACCGCUUCAGCCGGGGCAAAUCCACCCGCUGCGGGCUCACCUUCUCGGUGGGCAAGUUCUACCGCUGGAUGGUGGACAGCCGGGUGGCCGUGCGCAUCCACGAGCACGCCGCCAUCUACCUGACCGCCUGCCUGGAGAACCUCUUCCGAGACAUCUACGGGCGGGUGAUGGCGGGGGCCAGCGCCUCGGCCCACCCGCACCCCAACCGGGGCUCGGGCUCCGGCUCCGGCUCGGGCUCGGCAGCCGCCGCUGGCGCGGAGAAGGACAAGGAGAGCGGCGGCGGCGGCGAAGCGCCCAAGUUUACGGUGGAGUCUCUGGAGCAGACGGUCAACAACGACGCGGAGCUGUGGGGCUUGCUGCAGCCCUACCAGCACCUCAUCUGCGGGAAGAACGCCAGCGGUGUUCUCUGCCUGCCGGACAGUCUGAACCUUCACAAAGACCAGCAAAGGCCAAAUAAGCCAGGCGAAGUACAGAUGUUUAGCCAAUCAGAGUUAAGGACCAUAGAGCAAUCCUUGCUCGCUACCCGGGUGGGAAGCAUUGCCGAACUCAGUGAUCUGGUGUCUCGAGCAAUGCAUCACCUCCAGCCACUCAACUCAAAGCAACAUGGCAACGGCACUCCAAUGCACCACAAGCAGGGAUCGCUAUACUGGGAACCCGAGGCUUUGUAUACUCUCUGUUACUUUAUGCAUUGUCCACAGAUGGAAUGGGAAAACCCUAAUGUUGAGCCUUCAAAAGUUACGCUGCAGAUUGAAAGGCCAUUCAUAGUGUUGCCACCCCUGAUGGAAUGGAUAAGGGUUGCUUUGGCUCAUGCAGGGCACCGUCGCAGUUUCUCUGUGGACAGUGAUGAUGUACGGCAAGCAGCAAGGCUCUUACUACCUGGAGUUGACUGUGAACCUCGACAGUUAAAAAUCGACGACUGCUUCUGUGCUUCUCGAAAACUGGAUGCGGUAGCCACAGAAGCUAAAUUCAAGCAGGAUCUGGGAUUCCGAAUGCUGAACUGCGGCCGAACAGACCUAGUUAAACAGGCCAUAUCUUUGCUGGGGCCAGAUGGAAUUAACAGCAUGAGUGAACAGGGCAUGACUCCACUGAUGUAUGCUUGUGUCAGGGGUGAUGAGGCUAUGGUGCAGAUGCUACUAGAUGCUGGAGCAGAUUUGAAUGUUGAGGUUGUCAGUACUGCUCAUAAAUAUCCAUCCGUCCACCCCGAGACCCGCCAUUGGACAGCUCUGACAUUUGCUGUGUUGCAUGGACAUAUUCCUGUAGUUCAGCUAUUACUCGAUGCUGGAGCAAAGGUAGAAGGUUCUUUAGAGCAUGGAGAGGAAAAUUACUCGGAAACUCCUUUGCAACUGGCAGCAGCUGCUGGAAAUUUUGAACUGGUGACUUUGCUGUUGGAGCGAGGUGCUGACCCGAUGAUAGGAACAAUGUACAGAAAUGGAAUUUCCAUGACUCCACAAGGUGACAUGAACUCUUUCAGUCAGGCCGCUGCACAUGGACACAGCCUUCCAGAGGAACGUAGAUGCAGGAAUGUGUUUCGUAAGCUGCUUGCUCAGCCAGAGAAAGAGAAGAGUGAUAUUCUGUCCCUGGAGGAAAUACUGGCUGAGGGAACUGACUUGGCAGAUGCUGCACCAGCCCCUUUGUGCGCCAGCCGCAACAGCAAGGCCAAACUGAAAGCACUGAAAGAAGCCAUGUACCACAGCGCCGAGCAUGGAUAUGUGGAUGUCACUAUUGACAUAAGGAGCAUAGGAGUUCCAUGGACGCUACAUACAUGGUUGGAGUCUUUGCGAACUUCCUUUCAGCAGCACAGAAGGCCUCUCAUCCAGUGCUUGUUAAAGGAAUUUAAAUCCAUUCAGGAGGAAGAGUACACUGAGGAGCUCAUCACACAUGGGUUGCCUUUGAUGUUUGAGAUACUGAAAGCAAGUAAGUUCAGAAUAACCAGGACCCAAGUCCUCCACACAUGUACAUCUUGCAUUCUCCAUGUGAGACGUGAACAUCAGAAUGAAGUGAUAAGUCAGCAACUGUCUGUCAUUUUCACUCAUUGCUAUGGACCUUAUCCUAUUCCAAAGCUUGUUGAAAUCAAACGAAAGCAGACCUCUCGUUUAGAUCCCCAUUUUCUUAACAAUAAAGAGAUGUCAGAUGUUACAUUUCUGGUGGAAGGAAGACCAUUUUAUGCACAUCGAGUGUUACUAUUUACUGCAUCCCCAAGGUUUAAAGCGCUGCUAUCUAGCAAACCCUCAGCUGAGAACACUUGUAUUGAGAUCAGCUAUGUGAAGUACCCCAUAUUUCAGCUGGUUAUGCAGUAUCUUUAUUGUGGCGGUGCAGAAUCACUCCUGAUUAAGAAUAAUGAAAUAAUGGAGCUUCUCUCUGCUGCUAAAUUUUUCCAGCUUGAAGCUUUGCAACGACACUGUGAGAUCAUCUGUGCAAAAAGUAUAAACACAGAAAAUUGUGUGGAUAUUUAUAAUCAUGCCAAGUUUCUCGGAGUCACAGAACUAUCCUCCUAUUGUGAAGGCUACUUUCUAAAAAAUAUGAUGGUCCUCAUUGAAAAUGAAGCUUUCAAACAGCUGUUGUAUGACAAGAAUGGAGACACGUCUGGUCAGAAUGUACUACAAGACUUACAGAGGACGUUGGCGACACGGAUUCAGUCAAUUCAUUUGUCGUCUUCAAAGGGCUCUGUUGUAUAAAGUUCAGGAAGGAGAUCGCGCUCAGAAAAGACACUGCGAAUUCAGGCUCCUGUUGCAGUUGCUUAAAUGAACAUACAAAAUUCUACUUCACAUUGGAAUAUAUAUAUAUAUAUUUUGUUGGCCAAAGGUGCUGCUUUUAGGCUGCAGCCUCACUUAGAUGAGAGAAUGCUGUACAUAUGGCUCCUACCCGUUUUUGAGAAACAAGGAUGUAGCACUAUUCUGUGAAUUACUGUUAUGUUCAAUUCUGAAUGCAAAAGUGUGGUCUUGGAGCUAAUGCCAACAAAAACCAGAACUCACCAAUGAACAGCAGAAGCCUCUGCCUGAACAAAGAGACCAUGGACCACUUAAACUGACAAAUGGGUUAUUUAAGGUUAUUUUGCUCCAUCAUGUUAUACAUUUAAGAACUGUACUGUACCUAUUCCAGAGUCCAUUCUAUUGUGCAUUUAAGAAACGUAAGAUUUGUUAGUUGCUGUUUCAUAAGGGUCAACUGUGUUAGAGAGUUGGUAAGACUGUUAUAAAUGAGGAAAUAUACUGGCAAAUUUUUAGGGGUGGGAACUUUUUUAAAUUGUUCAUAACAAAUGGGGUGGCCUUGUAGAUUAAAAUCUAUUUCUUAAGCUUAAAAAUUCAUUUUUGACAGAGUUGUGUUUGCGAAUCUAUGUAACAUGUUUUGUUUUUUAAAGGCACGCUGUGUAAAUACUGUAUACAUAUGAGCAGGUUUUGCUUAUAUUCUUUCCUAAGGUGGUAUAAUCUUGCCUAAACGGUUAUGGUUACACCAAAGAGGUAUAUUAUCAAGACAAUAUCUAACAUGGUAGUUGGGGAAUAAAAAUCUGCAUGCUAAUUGUGAUUUGGGGUUAAAAACAAUAACAAACUCAACAUGCAUUUGCAUGGUAAUUGUACCUGUGAAAUGUUAUGUUUGUGCUUUGUUUUGCCAAGACUGCUUCUCAAACUCCAUUUGUGAAAUUAGCACAUUUACUUUUCUUUCUUAGUGCAAAUGGUAGUGAGAUGAUUCCCACAGAGACUUGUUGGAAGAUGCUGAUUUCCAUUUGUUACAUGGAAGAGUUAAUAUCAGCCUUUACUCUAGUAACAUGUCAAUAUUUCGCUACUGGCCAGAGAUUGUGACUAAGUUAGACUUUUUUAAAUUAUUAUUAAAUAUGUACUAUAGAAUAAUUUCUUACUGUAUCCUCAGAAUGUAUAGGUUAUCUACAAUGGAGAUGUUCAAUGUCAGGGCUAAAUUUAUUUUGCAGCAUACUGUUAGCAAGAGAGAUCUGUUAAGUGCCACAGUUUUCUGGACAUCUUGUACUUGAUGAUACCUUUCAUGAAUCAGUUGCUUUAAAACACAGGGAAGACCUCAGUAAAGAGCAGGAGAAAGGUGCUACCUUUUCAGUGGCAAAAUUACAUGUAUUUCUUUUCUAGCAUACUUUUUGAAACUGUGCCCGGUUCACAGAUUUUUAGGAGCUUUAAUUUGACAGUGCAUGGUAACUUGUUGGUCUUUUGUUAGAGUAUUUAUGUCCAGUGCUAUUUCCUGUUUAUAGCUUUUGGAAUGCUCAGAAAACACAGUCUUUGCAUUAGUUAUCAACAUGAUAGGAAACUGUUUUAUUGUUCUGAUCUGUAAAUCCUCCCAUAUGCUUGAUCAUUUUAAAGCCUAUCCAGUAUCUGCAACAAAUUACAAAAUUGUCUAAACUACCAUUAAUGUCUCAGAGACACAGCAUGUCAGCCUAACAAUGAAUUAUCAGACAAUUUGUUUCUGCAUAUGAUAUGCCAUAUAAGAUGUUGUCUAGAACAUUUAGCUACUGGCGACUUACUUUUCUGUGAAUGUUGCAAUGCUAGAGAAGCAAGAACCUGAUAAAUGCAAUCGGAACUGUUGGGGGUGCUUAUAUUAUAGUUUGGUGUGCUUCCUCACUCAUUGAAACCCUUUCUUCCAUAUUCGUAACGAUCUACAUAAUAAAAACAAAUCUCACCCAGCAGCUUAAUGUUAAUUUCUCUAAAUAUAAAAUUAUAAUGCUCCAGAUUUUUAUCAAGUAGGCCAAAUUCUACCCUCAGGUACACACAGCUCCCACUAAGGUCAUCAGGCAUUGCAGGCAUGUAUCCACAAGCAUAAUUUUUCUCUGUGGGAAGUAAAAGCACAGGUAUAAAUUCAGCUAGGCAAUCUGGUGUCUUAACAGGAUGAUAACCACUGCUUAUGUAGCAGUGGCUUCAGGGCAUACAUUAAUAGCAGUCCAGGGCAUUGGUAAUGGGAUAUAGAGCCUUAUAUCUCUGGGUUACUCAUUGGAAUGUUGAUGUAGACUGAUGUCACGAGCACAGAAAUCCACCACAGUAGGUGUAACUUUCUUUGGCAGCUUCAGCAAAAAAAAUCAAAGACUGGUGGGAAAGGGAGACUUCUCUUCUGUCUCACCCUGAGGCCUUGGCUACACUUGAGAGUUACAGCGCAAUAAAGCCACCAACAGCGCUGUAACUCACUCCCCGUCGACACUGGUAAGACACAUACAGUGCUGUAUCUCCAUGGCUACAGCACUGCUUGUACUCCACGUCCCCGAGAGGAAUAGAAAGUAUAGCGCUGCUGCUGCUGCGCUGGGGCGCCAGUGUAACAAGGGAAUAACCUUAGUACGCCAUGACUGACCUCGGAAGCUUCCCAUAAUCCUUUUAAGUGAAGGUUCCGCUCUUUGUUUUGUUGUGAACUCCGGGCUCCCGGAGCUGCUUAUCAAAAAAACAAACACAGCCCCUGUUUGCUGUGAAUGAGCAGAGGCAGGGGGGCUCCCUUUGGAACGCCCACAGCUAGUGUU
Messenger RNA from Gopherus flavomarginatus (Mexican gopher tortoise), 6925 nucleotides. RefSeq names its product ankyrin repeat and BTB domain containing 3 (gene ABTB3). The transcript is spliced from 19 exons. The record is from RefSeq and is a predicted model, not a curated record. Gene Ontology annotation, cellular component: nucleosome. Gene Ontology annotation, molecular function: DNA binding; structural constituent of chromatin; protein heterodimerization activity. Lineage: Eukaryota; Metazoa; Chordata; Testudines; Testudinidae. The coding region runs from base 891 to 4145 and encodes 1084 amino acids.